CUCCUCUCUGGCUGCGCCUUUAGUAACCUAACAGGGAGGUGUUAACUACUUUUGCUUCCCCAAAGCGCCUCCCGUUAUCUCCGGUGCUGCUGCGCAGGAGCCAGAGUGGCCCACUGUGACUGAUCUUCCCACACCGGCAAAAAAAAAAGAAAGAAAAGUUUUCGGUUUGUUGUGAGGAUAAAAAAAAAAGAAAGAAGAAGAAGAAGACGGGAACCGAGGAGUCGUCUGUAGAAGGAGCGGAUUGUCCCGCGGCGAGUUUGGAGACCACAUGAAGAUGAGGAACCAGCUCUGAUGUCUACUCUCCCCGGACUCUUUGGCUUCCACAACACCUCCACCAAACUCUUCACAAGGGAGGCUUUUACUGCUUUUUACCCAGGAGGAAAAACUUAAUCUUGAAAAUCAAUUAUAUUUAUCAAUAGGAACUGGACAAACCCAGGGGCACUUACCUGGCAUGGAAUGAUCUGGACUCAACUGAGUUGAAGUGAAUUUGACUGGAAGCAGAUUAACUCUAUUUAGUUCCACUGAAGAGAUUGAACUGAAUGCAAGCUGCCCUGAACUGACAUUGACGGACACUCUUGUUUCCUACGAAUGGCUUUUUUCUGAGCCACUCCCUCAAAAAACCCCAACUCCCUUACCAAACGCUCUGACCAGAUUCCCUCACUUCCUCAGACCCCUUCCAAGGGUCUUGGACGUUGUUUCCAAUCUCAUCGAGGAGAAAUCAUCUCCUCCUCUUUCCUCCUAAAAUUUUUACCACCCCUUUAUUCUGUCCAGUCAUGGACCUCCACAGGGCAGCCUUCAAGAUGGAGAGCUCCUCCUACCUCCCCAAUCCCUUGGCCUCCCCAGCCUUAAUGGUCCUGGCCUCAACUGCUGAAGCCUCUCGCGAUGCCUCAAUUCCCUGCCAGCAGCCACGUCCAUUUGGCGUCCCAGUUUCUGUUGAGAAAGACGUCCAUUUGCCAUUUAACAAUGGUUCUUACACUUUUGCAUCAAUGUACCACCGACAAGGCGGUGUCCCACCAGGAUUCCCCAACAGAGACUUCCCUCCAUCCCUCCUCCAUCUCCAUCAUCAGUUUGCCCCACCUAACCUGGACUGCUCACCAAUCAGCAUGCUGAAUCACAGUGGCGUCGGCGCCUUCAGACCUUUUGCCUCACCUCCGGAAGACCGGGACGGGGCACCGGGUGUGUACCAGUCUGCUUUCACCCCAGCCAAGCGCCUCAAAGGCUGCCUGGAUCCAGACGCGUCACCCCACCUGCGGUACUCUGAUGCAGAGGGGAAAGAGUAUGACUUUGGAGGUGGUCAGAUCUCAACUGGAGGUUCCCCCAGCAGCGCCCUGAAGGCAGUGGAGGACAGCGGGAAAAAGAUCUUCGCUGUGUCGGGCCUCCUGUCUGAUCGAGAGACUUCAUCCAGCCCCGAGGACCGCAUCGAGCGCUGGCUGACUCAGGGCGUGUGUUUCAGACUUGCUGAUGUCCCUCUUUGCCCACUGACACGGCAUGUUCCCGCCGUGAUGAGGCCCUCUGGGAUGGAAAUGAGUGCCGACAGGCCUCACGCCCACACACCUCUCUGUAAAAAGAAGAUGUCCCUGUACGACAGCCAGGCUCCAGUCUGUCCCAUCUGCCAGGUGCUGCUCAGGCCCGGGGAGCUCCAGGAGCACAUGGAGACGGAGAUAGAGAGGCUCACCGCCGUAUGCCUCAGAUUCAGUCAGGAUUUUCCGACAGCAGUAUAUAACCGGAGCAACAGGUCACAGCAUCAGACAAUGAGAAGUGCUUAUAGUAAGAACACUUCACCCAAGGAUGGAGCAGCCACCCCAGGAACACCUAAGUCGAUGCUGUUGUCGGUGCACAUCAAGCGCGAGGGAGAGUCUCCUGUGGUCUCGCCUCUGUCCUCUGACGACGCCCACCACUCGGACAGAUACCAGACAUUUUUACGAGUUCGUGCAAACAGGCAAACAAGAUUGAAUGGUACGUACACAGAUGUCAUUUCAGGCCACCAUGGUUGUUUGGACCAGGAGAAGGAGACACAAUUUGGGAAACGGGCUAAAACUCGUAUAGGGAAGAUGAAGAGGAGGAAGCCUGAGGAGGGGGGCCAGGUAUGUCCUCUGUGCAGCGCCCCGUUGGCUGGGAGUGAGGAGGAGAUGAGUAGACAUGUGGAACAAUGCCUGAUCCAGCGUGAGGGAGCGUUAGGCGACGAUGACUCCGCAGAUGGAGAGAACGGGCGGGGCUUUGAGGAGUACGAGUGGGCGGGGCAGAAGCGGAUUAGAGCUACAGCUUUGCUGGAGGGAGGCUUCAGAGGAACAGGUUUUGCCACGUGUAAUAUGAAGGAGAGCGCGGCGGACAGCGACGCCGACCUGGACGUGGACGGAGACGACACCCUGGAGUACGGCAAAGCCCAGUACACCGAGGCCGACAUCAUCCCCUGCUCUGGAGCUGGAGAGGACCAGGGAGAGGCCAGAGAGAGGGAGGCGCUACGGGGAGCCGUGCUUAACGGUGGGAUGCCUUCGAACAGAAUAACGCCCGAGUUCUCCAAAUGGGCCAGUGAUGAGAUGCCAUCAACAAGCAAUGGAGAGAGCAGCAAGACAGACCCCGGCACUCCGUCAUCCUCCUCUUCUUCCUCCUGCGCCCCACGCACCUGUAAAAACAGCGAGAUCGAAAAGGUAACGGAGGAGGAGUCCACGGCCACCACCAUGGAGGCACUGAAGGCUCGAAUCAGAGAGCUGGAGAAGCAAAUACUGAGAGGGGACCGAUACAAGUGUCUCAUCUGCAUGAGGAAGCCUGCGUUCCAGUCAGGCGUAGAGAUCAAGAGCCUAGGGGCGUGGCCAGGGCCCCGGCCACUGGCCAGCGAGGUCGGAGAGAGGCAGCCUAAGUCCCUCCCCCUCGGCCUGUACUGCCUGUACAGGGGCCUUGUGAUUGGUGGCUACGGCAGCGGCAUAAAGAGGCUCCUCCCACAGCCCCUACGGCGGGACUCCUACACGAUGCCUCUCACCUCCAUCCAGUGCUGGCAUGUCCACUGUGAAGAAUGCUGGCUCAGGACUCUGGGGAACAAGAAGCUGUGCCCACAGUGCAACACCAUCACCUCACCCGGAGACCUGAGGCGCGUCUACUUGUAAAGAGCGGCCCCGCCCCCACUCCGCCGCCUCCUCCUCCUCCCAAUCCAUUCCUCCAUUUUGGACGUCAGCGCCCUCCCCUCUGAACGCCAUUUAUUUUCUCGCCCUCCCAAUGGCCUGGAUCGUAGCUUAAAAACCCCUCGGAGAGCAGAGGACAGAGACAUGGCGUCUAACUUUGAGACUCCCCUGACUCUUUGAUGAGAGAUCAACACCGGGUUGAAUAAAGGACUGAGCAGCACCCACUGACUCUCUGGCUUCCUGGCCUCCUGUUAAAAAAAUGAAACCCUGCAGUCUCACUGGUCAAUAGGCUUGUUUCCUCUGCCUCACCAACACGACUCCCUCUUCAUGUAACGUGGGCUUUUGUCCACUGGUGGACUAUGGAGGGUAGUGGAGACGCCCGGCACCUGGCUAUGCUCUGCUGUGACAGCCGGACCUUGAGGAACUUCUUAAUACAGAAUAUAAGGACGUCUUCUUUUCCCCCUUCUAGCUCUUCUUCAACAUUUAGUGGCACUGGACAAACCGGCUCAACACUGAAGUCUUGACGGAAAGCUUCUUUUUAGUUUUUUUGUUCCCUAUUCCAGAGAGAGAAGUAGAAUUUAAAAAGGGGCCACUGAAACGGAGCUUUCAACCAAACUGAGAAAAACCCUAGAACCUUGAAACAGAGUUUGACUCUCCUUUUCCCUCUUCCACCUCUUCUUCUUCUUUUCAUUCUCCUUCUCUCCCCCCCCCUUUCCCUUUUUGUGGUGUUCUAGUGAAGUAAACCAAAAUUUCUCCCCCCUCCAAGAUGCAGUGCAAGCACAUGUAAUAUAGUUCUAUGUAUGUUUACAAUGUUGGGUGUAAAUGACAUAGAGUUCAAACACACACACACACACACACGUUACCAUCAGACACACUGAAGUAUAUAAUAUCAAAGUCCUGUUUUUAGUUGGAAGAGUUUGGGAAUGAUGUUUGGGGGAGAAAAAAAUGGCUCGAAUAAAAGGAGCCUUCUGUAUUUUUAAAGAAAAGAUCGCGUGAAGAGCCGUUAAAAAUGUUAUUUCACUGUACAGGAAUAAAAAAAAAUGUAAGUAAUAAUAAACUACUCGAGACGAGACGGUCAAGAUGUAGGUGGAUUGCUGGAGAGAUUCCUCUUGUCUGAGCGAUGGAACUGCUCUUUAGUUGCGACAAAGUCCAACUGACCCUCUUAUUUUUAUUUUUAUUUCACCUCCACUUCUGCUUCCUCCCAGUUGGAGUAACAACAUGCUCGGAUCAUAGUCUAGACACGUUUUGUUUUCAACGUACACGUCUCGAAAGAACGAUUUUUUCCAUUGUUCUCAUACUGCUAUGCUGCAAAAAAAGGUCCCAAAAUGGCGAACCCCCCUAAGGGCAGGUUCUUUCUAACACUUAACAGCUGAGGAGAGUCGACGGAAAAGAAGGGAUUGCCAGGGCCGAACUGGCAACCCCAACGUUUCCUUUACGGCGACGGCAGCAGCAGCAGCCAAGGCUGUGGUGUGCUUUGUGUUUGUAAAACUAUGUAUUCUGUGACGUCUGUAUUGUUGUAAGAAAUGCUGAGAAAAGGAAAGAAAAAAAAAAGACAAAAUAAAACUUCUUAAAUACCA
Messenger RNA from Scophthalmus maximus (turbot), 4693 nucleotides. It is a transcript of the gene rnf220a, whose product is annotated as ring finger protein 220a. The transcript is spliced from 18 exons. Gene Ontology annotation, biological process: protein ubiquitination. Gene Ontology annotation, molecular function: ubiquitin protein ligase activity; metal ion binding. Lineage: Eukaryota; Metazoa; Chordata; Actinopteri; Pleuronectiformes; Scophthalmidae. The record is from RefSeq and is a predicted model, not a curated record. Bases 774 to 3101 code for a protein of 775 amino acids.